ACCUUUGGUGAUUAGUGAGCUCUUCCUCUAUACAAACAGUACAGCAUGAUUGUUUAAAACAUAGCAUAGCGAACAUACAGUUACGCUCAACGACGCACAUGAACGUGAACUUGAAAUUAAGCGAUUCGGUGAAGUUUGAUGAUCGAAUACUUAUUUUUAGAUAGUAACGAUCGGCGAUCGUAGGUUCAAAAAAUUGAGAUAAGGACUUCAAUUAUUUAACCUGAUACUUAAACAACGAAGUUAUGACUUAAGAAUUUCCUUCGUGGAUUUGUUGCACUCUGUUUCUCGUUCCAUCAGACGCUUUAGAGCUGUAGUGAACUGAAGAACUUCAAUCCACCUUCCAAUUCUACAACAUGGACCGUUGUGCAGAAAUCCGGAAUCGGUGCCGCCACGGCGUAAGCUCUCGCCGGUGCCAGUAUGAUCCCGAUCAGUUUGGCAAGACGUGUGGAACGUAUCGAAGCGCUCAAGGCGGAGCUGUCGGCCGAAGCAGCCACCCAACUUCACGCCAUUCCUUGUGAUGUUACCCGGGAGGAAGAUAUUUUGGCUGCUUACCGUCAGAUAGCGGAGGUGUUGAUGUGCAGAUUAAUUUCGCUGGCAACGCGAGACACACCGUACGUGUACUGCAGCCAAACAAUACGCAAGAUCUGCUCGAUAUAAUCAAUACCAAUCUGCUCGGGUUGGCGUUAUGCAGCCGGGAAGCGUAUCUAUCGAUGCAGAACCGUUCGGUCGAUGGGCAUAUUGUCGAUGCAUAUUUAUAGCAUAGCAGGCCAUUCGAUUUCACCGCUGAACACGCUCAACAUCUAUCCGGCGGCAAAGUAAGGUGUGACGGCACUGACGGAAACGAUGCGCCAGGAGUUGCGGUUUGCGGGCACCAAGAUUUAAGUUACGGUAGGCGGUAGUGUGAAUAACGCUGUAAUGCAUAAGUCUGUCUUACGCAAAAUGUCUCAUUUACGGAGCAUUAGUCUAGGCUUUACGAGAACUGCGAUCAAUCCUAACAACGAAGCGUACACGGGACCUAUUCUCGACCCGGAAGACAUUGUCGAUGCUAUCCUGUAUGCUCAUGGAACUCCACCAGGGGUGCAGAUACACGAGCUGAUAAUUAAACCAGUCCAGGUCAAGUGGAAUAAUGUAUGCUUCGCAAGGUUCCUUAAUUUAUUUU
This is a messenger RNA of Anopheles stephensi (Asian malaria mosquito), 1159 nucleotides long. Its product is annotated as farnesol dehydrogenase-like. NCBI's taxonomy places the organism in Eukaryota, Metazoa, Arthropoda, Insecta, Diptera, Culicidae. The transcript has a single exon. Bases 418 to 657 code for a protein of 79 amino acids. The record is from RefSeq and is a predicted model, not a curated record.